Striga asiatica is the source of this 1614-nucleotide messenger RNA. The record is from the annotation of a GenBank genome assembly. NCBI's taxonomy places the organism in Eukaryota, Viridiplantae, Streptophyta, Magnoliopsida, Lamiales, Orobanchaceae.
AGCCCCUUCCCCUUCCCCAGAUCCCCUGUGGAUUGAAUCUGUAGCCCUGAAAAACACAUACGGUACAACAGUUGAGAUGGAAGAAGAAAUACAGUGUUCGUUGAAAUACAGCGGUUCAGUCGUCGUACUUCACGACGCCCUCGUCAUAACCAUGGAUUCUCAAAGUCGAGUUUUUCGGAACGGCGCUGUUGCUGUUCGAGGCGACACAAUUGUAGCCGUUGGCCAAUCGCAGGAUGUCAUAUCUCAGUUCUCCUCAACUUCACCCCAACUCAUUAACCUACAAGGACACAUUUUACUGCCAGGUCUGAUAAACACGCAUGUUCACACGUCACAGCAGCUGGCGAGAGGGAUAGCUGAUGAUGUUGACCUGCUGACAUGGCUUCAUGACCGCAUUUGGCCUUAUGAAUCCAACAUGACAGAGGAAGACUCUUACCUUUCCACUUUACUCUGUGGAAUUGAGCUCAUCCACUCAGGUGUCACUUGCUUUGCUGAGGCUGGAGGACAGCAUGUGCCUGGAAUGGCAAGGGCAAUCAGACAGCUGGGAAUACGUGCAUGUUUGACUCAAUCUGUGAUGGAUGCUGGGGAAGGAUUGCCUGCAUCAUGGGCAAAAAUGACUGUUGAUGAGUGUAUCCAGCAUGUUGCUGAGAUACCUUAUGAGAACCAACUUGUGGUGGAGAGAUAUGGAAUUGAUCAUGGUACCAUUACAUAUCUGGAGAAAAUCAAGCUACUGCAAGAUAAUUUACUGGCAGCUCAUACAGUUUGGGUCAACGAAAAUGAGGUUCGUUUAAUUUCACAAUCGGGGGUCAAAGUAUCUCAUUGUCCUGCUGCUGCAAUGCGUAUGCUUGGAUUUGCGCCAAUUAGAGAAAUGAUUGACGCUGGUGUUUGUGUUUCUUUAGGAACAGAUGGUGCACCUUCAAAUAAUAGGAUGAGCAUUGUUGAUGAGAUGUACUUAGCUUCUCUUGUCAACAAAGGGCGUGAAGUUUUCGGAAAAGGAACCACAGAUCCUACUGUCCUGCCUGCAGAAACAAUUCUUGAAAUGGCAACAAUGAAUGGUGCGAAAUCUGUGCUCUGGGAAAAAGAAAUCGGAUCACUUCAAGUUGGAAAAAAGGCUGACAUGAUUGUAGUUGAUCCUUCUUCUUGGUCGAUGAUGCCUGUUCAUGAUUGCAUCUCAAACCUUGUUUAUUGCAUGAGAACUGAAAAUAUUACAUCUGUUAUGUGCAACGGUUGCUGGAUCAUGAAAGAAGUUAUUGCUAUGGCUCAGAAGGCUUCUAAUGAGCUUUUGAAGCGGGCAGGGAUUCAAAUCCCGAGUAGAAUGAACUUUUUGUGAUUUCGCAACAUUUAACAGUUAAUGACAAUUUGGUUUUGAAAGGCCCAAGGAGGCGACUUGUGGACUAGCGCCUAUGGAGCAUCGGUGGGGAUUAGACGGGGCUCAAGUGGGGUCGUAAAAUGUGAAUAAAAUUAUUUAUAUUUAUAAUCAUGCAUAUCAUACAAAAUACAUUAUGUAAAAUAUACUGCUUCCUAUUUUUUAUAAAUGUCAUUUUGGUUUUAUUAACAAUUAAUCAAAUAAAUAACGUUUUAGAUCUUUUGUACAUAUUUUUUCAUUAUUACCCUUAU